CCGAGGUCAAAGCAUCGCAUUUGUUGUUUAUCAUUUAAAUAAUGCAGGAAUGUAAUAAUACGAUUUUUUGUAUUCCUCGUCGUGCCACGGUAUCGUUGAACCACGUGACCUUGCUGAUGAUGACGACAAUACAUUAAUUUAACCUAGUCCGCUUCCUACUUCCUUACCCUGGCUUGGUUCUCUGCUUCAUCAACCUUUCUUGCGAUAAAAAUACAAAAUGACCCACCAAACGGGCAUACAAGCUGGUAACGACGUGAAGGACAUCUUUGCCAGUGCAAGGUGUGGAGACCAAUAUCGACUCUUAAAGAUUGUGAUUGAGGAUGAGCAGCUAGCUUUGGGCGAGAUCAGGCAAGCAUCAGAGACAUGGGACCAAGAGUAUGACUCGUUAGUCCUGCCUCUACUACAGGACGACCUGCCAUCUUAUAUCCUGUACCGGCUGGACUCCUCCAACAACCAGGGCUAUGAGUGGAUCUUCAUGGCCUGGUCACCUGACCACUCUCCUGUGCGACAUAAGAUGUUAUACGCUGCUACCAGGGCCACACUAAAGAAGGAAUUUGGUGGGGGGCUUAUCAAAGAUGAGCUUUUUGGCACUACAAAGGAGGAUGUGUCUCUGAGUGGCUACAAGAAGUACCUGGUGACCAAGGCCGCACCACUACCACUCACUGCUGCUGAGGAGGAACUACGACAGAUCAAACUCAGCGAGGUGAAGACUGACAUCAGUGUGGACACCAAGCAGCAGACACUGCAGGGAGUGGCGUUCCCUAUGCAUGGAGACGCAGUCGAGGCGCUCAAACGAUUCAGGGACAAGCAAGUCAACUACGUACAACUUGAAAUAGACUUUGCCAAAGAACUCAUUAGGUUGUCUAACACUGAACCGACCGAGGUGAAAGACCUGCCCAAGAGGAUCCCCACAGAGUCCGCUCGCUAUCACUUCUUCCGCUACAAUCAUUCCCACGAGGGAGACUACCUGGAGUCCACAGUGUUCAUUUAUUCCAUGCCGGGGUACAAGUGCAGCAUCAAAGAGAGGAUGCUCUAUUCCAGUUGCAAAAAUCCUCUGGUGGACAUGGUGGAGAACAACAUGCAAAUUGACAUUUUGAAGAAGUCCAACUCCUCACUAUUCGUGUGGGACUGUUCACAGCUGGAGAUUGAGAGCGGGGAUGAGCUGACUGGUGACUUCCUGUAUGAGGAAGUCCAUCCCAAGCAGCACGCACACAAGCAGGCCUUUGCCAAGCCCAAGGGCCCCGCUGGGAAGAAGGGAGGACGCCGCAUCACCAGACCGCCUGGAGAUGGAGAAGAGGAUGACUAAACAGACAUCACUCACCCC
This is a messenger RNA of Coregonus clupeaformis (lake whitefish), 1324 nucleotides long. Its product is annotated as twinfilin-1-like. Gene Ontology annotation, cellular component: actin filament; cytoplasm; myofibril. Gene Ontology annotation, molecular function: actin monomer binding; actin filament binding. The coding region runs from base 218 to 1306 and encodes 362 amino acids. Lineage: Eukaryota; Metazoa; Chordata; Actinopteri; Salmoniformes; Salmonidae. The record is from RefSeq and is a predicted model, not a curated record. Gene Ontology annotation, biological process: positive regulation of neuron projection development; regulation of lamellipodium assembly; barbed-end actin filament capping. The transcript has 9 exons.